This is a messenger RNA of Aegilops tauschii subsp. strangulata, 969 nucleotides long. Lineage: Eukaryota; Viridiplantae; Streptophyta; Magnoliopsida; Poales; Poaceae. The record is from RefSeq and is a predicted model, not a curated record.
AUGGAGCAAUCUAAGUCGAUUUCGAUGUGCACCCCGAAUUCGGUGCAAGUCACCCACGUGUUCGACAUCUUCGGUUACAGCAAUCACAGGGGCAUGGGCAACGAGAAGUUCAUCAGGUCCGGUACUUUCUCCGUCGGCGGCCACGACUGGUCCAUCCGCUUCUACCCGGACGGCACCGGAAUGUCGGCUUCGGUGCACAAGACAGAGCUGAGGACUUUUGAUCCAGCUGACCUCAGUAGGUUUGCUCCACAGACUAGUAAUUUCAAAAAGAGAGGGGAUGUUGAGUCUGCGUUCCUCGCGAACGAUCGCCUCACAAUCGAAUGCAUCGUCACUGUUAUCAAAGACCCACACGUGACCGAAUCCAAACCGUUCCCCAAAAUCGAGGUGCCAGUGCCACCCUCCGAUAUCGCCGAGCAUAUCGGCAAGCUUCUGGAAGACGACGAGGGAUUCGAUGUCACUUUCUGUGUUCGAAGAAAGACCAUCGGAGCUCACAGGUCCAUACUCGCCGCGCGAUCACCUGUCUUCAAAGCGGAGCUCUUUGGGCCGAUGAAGGAGGCGAGGACACCGCGGCGCGUUACCAUCAAAGACAUGCAACCUGGUGUUUUCAGUGCCCUCCUCCAUUUCAUAUAUACCGAUUCUUUGCCCGAUGGUGAUAAAAAUACUGAUAUGAUCCAGCAUUUACUGGUGGCUGCAGACAGAUAUGCCAUGGAGAGGCUCAAGCUGGCUUGCCAAAGUAUCCUUUGCGAGAAUCUGAACAUGGACACCGUGGCAACCACAUGGGCUUUGGCUGACCAGCAUAGCUGCGACAAGCUUAAGGAUGCUUGCCUUGAGUACAUCGCUUGUUCGAAUGCCAUGGAUGCUGUGGUGGAAACCCAAGGCUAUAAGAAUCUCAAAGUGGCUGACCCGUCUCUCAUAGUGGAUCUGUUGGAGAGGACAACAAAGGCUUGCUCAUCAUCAUAUAUAGGUUGA